UCCAACGGCUGCCUGCAGUGCAGCACUCUUCGGUUUUCUCGCCCAUCUUCAAUUGAUUUCCGCCACUAUUUUUCUUUCGUUCGCAACCAUGAGCUAUAUACAUCACCCCUACUCGUUCGCAGUCCCUGCGGGGAUGCCAUUGGAGCAGACCGUCACCUAUGAGGCCCCAAUGCCACAUCCGGCUAUGGCAAACACAAUGGAUGGUUACAUCUAUGCACACCCCCCGUUCGAGAUGGCGGAGUUCUACCCGCAGCCCACGGUGAUGGAGGACUAUGAAGAAUACGCAGAGAACUUGUCACGGCCGCGUUUAACCAAAGAGCAGGUGGAUACACUGGAAGCUCAGUUUCAGGCCCACCCGAAGCCAAACAGCAACGUCAAGCGGCAACUAGCAUUGCAAACCAAUUUGACCCUGCCCAGAGUUGCGAAUUGGUUCCAGAACCGCCGGGCAAAGGCCAAACAACAGAAACGGCAGGAGGAGUUUGAGAGGAUGCAAAGAGACGCCAGUGAAAAAGCCAGUCAGGAUAAGACAGAAUCCAGAGAUGACUCCAGCGACUCGACAGAGACUCAGGAAAAGCAGGAAGAGGAGGAAGAACACGAUGCUGGGAAACAGCUGACACCCAUGCAGACGCCAGCGCGCACGGGCGAUGAAUCAAAACUUAGCGGCAGCGGUUCCGCACGGGCAAGACACCAGAAGACAAAGAGUGAGGUCACAAGAGAAGCGACGUUUGCUUCAUUGCAAAGAGCGCUCAAUGCAGCUGUGGCGGCUCGGGGCCAGUACGCAGAUGGAACCAUCCAGCGACGAGGGUCCGAUAUCGAAGCCUCCAUCCACAACUCGAGCGCAUUUGCGUCCGCUGAUAAGAGUCAGGACACACCGAAUCCGUCUUUUCCACAGUGGGAGAGCAGCAGAGAUUCGUCGAUGUCUUGGGGUGCUUCCCAGAGCCCCGAGGAGACCUUUGGUUUUGGCAGCUUGAACGCGGCCCAUAACCUCCACUCUACGGAGGGCGCCCUGAACGUUCCUCAGUUGGAAAGUCCACCGAAUCAGAGCACUGUUACUGAGGACAUGUUUGGUGAGGUACAGUUUGGUCAACAGGCCGCUGAAUGGGGAAGGCGUAUGCAGACUCCUACGGAUGCGAUUCGUCAUCACGCCAGUUCAGACCAACUAUACAACUCGAUGCAGUUUUCAACUCUUCAGGCCUCUGACAUGGCAUCAUGUCGACGUGGUUCCUCCUCAGAGGAGCUUGCUGAUUCUUUCGGUAAUAUUGGCAUCAAUACUAUUCGACACUCCCGAAGCAUGCAGCAACUCCCUCAUCGAACGGAUGGCACCACCUGGAGACACCCAGAAAAGGAACUGGAUAUCGCUGCGCGAAGGAAGCGCCCGAGGCCAGCUGCCAUUGGCACAGGUUCAUCCCGAUCCUUGGUUGGGCCCCCUUCCAUGUCGCCUACGAGAAGAAUCCCCAGCUUUGGUACCGGUCAUCAUGUUAUGAGACAUGCCAAAUCACAUCAGAAUCUUGGUUCUCGAGGGUAUGCCGGUGUCCGGAAAUUCUCCGCUGCUCAGCGCUCUCCACUUGGGAUCUCGAACUUUGCAGAAGCUGGGGUCUUCAAUUCUGCUAAUGUGGAAAUGGGUUCGAUGCUGCCACCUUCUACGUCUUCCAGCUCGUUGGCACCACCUACGCCUCUGACUCCUGAAGACUUGCAACACUUGCUUCCAUCCACCCCGAACGAGAGCAAGUUCUGCGCAAGCGCUCAGCACGAUCAGAACCAUCUAUUCCCAACCACGCAGCCAAUGCAGAUCAAUAUUGCGUCGCCUCCUUCUACGCCCAUGACGGUGGAUGUGUUCUCCCAAAUGCAGUAUCAGAACAUGGCGCCGCCAAUGUCGGCACCUGCUCAUUAUACUACCUUCCCGGAGUGCUCGCCCUGUUCUGGUGCGCCUUUAACAGCGAGAAGCUGGGCUGAUGGGGCUCCCAUUCCAUCGCCAGACAACUCCUCGUUUCAAUCGGGCAUCCACAUGCCCCAACCAACUCAUAUUUCGCCGAUGGCUUAUGAGCAGUCUCUGCAACCUUGCAGCGAUGCAGAUAACUGGCCGCUGUCAGAAUCUGCGCCGAUGCUCAGUCCGAUUAAGAGCUCCAACACGCCACCUUCAGCCAUGUCGGACCGUAAGGCAACAGAAUUCCUCAUCCAGGAAUUUCCAAAGCAGCAAGAAGCCCAUCGCUUCGUCGCGCAGCAGUUGCCCCAGCAGAAACACAAAAGUUACACGUUCGCCAAUCGAACACCCAGCGACUUCAAUCACGAACUUCCCCUUGGGAAUGGUCUUUUGCAUGAUGGCGUCCAUGCGAGGCCAAUGUAGCAAUAUUCAGGAUUUAUGUGUUCCUAUAUAUGAGCUGUGGCAGUAUUCUGCCUCCGAUGUGAUUUACAGGUUUUCUUUCUUUCGCUUCCCUUGGCUACUUCUAAGAUAUACCCGCCUUUUUGG
Messenger RNA from Paecilomyces variotii, 2467 nucleotides. RefSeq lists its product as hypothetical. Gene Ontology annotation, biological process: regulation of transcription by RNA polymerase II. NCBI's taxonomy places the organism in Eukaryota, Fungi, Ascomycota, Eurotiomycetes, Eurotiales, Thermoascaceae. The record is from RefSeq and is a predicted model, not a curated record. The coding region runs from base 89 to 2344 and encodes 751 amino acids. Gene Ontology annotation, molecular function: DNA-binding transcription factor activity, RNA polymerase II-specific; DNA binding. The transcript is spliced from 2 exons. Gene Ontology annotation, cellular component: RSC-type complex; nucleus.